CCGCCGGAGCCGGAGCACGCGCUGCGCAGGGUACCCGGGUCCCGGGCGGGGGUGGGGUGGCGGGAGCUGGAGCCGCUGAGGCCGGAGGGCCGAGCGCGCACCACCGCGUGGAUACCCCCUCCUGGAGCAGCCUCCUGGGACCUGAGCACCAAGAGAUGAGCUUCCUAGAGCAAGGAGAUAACACUUCAUGGCCGUCACCAGCCAUGACCACCAGCUCAGAAAGAAGCCAUGGGGAACAGGGGACCAAGGCCUCAAGAUGGACAAGGCAGGAGGAUCUAGAGGAAGGGGAGCCACCAGGCCUGGGGGAAGGUCUCCAGUCCAGGCCAGCUGCUGAGUCCACCGGGCUGGAGGCCACAUUCCCCAAGGCCACACCCUGGACCCAAGCUGCUCCCUUGGCUGGGGUGGGCUCCCCCACAGCAGAGCGGGACAUCCUCCCCCCUGACUGUGCAGCCUCAGCCUCCGGCUCCAGCACAGACGAUCUGGAUGUGGGCAUAGAGUUCUCAGCCACAGCAGCCUGGGGCGAUGAGCUCGGCCUGGUGGAAGAGAGGCCGGCCCCAUGCCCGUCCCCACAGGCACUGUUACCCAGGCUGGGCUGGGACGAUGAGCUGCGGAAGCCAGGGGCCCAGGUCUACGUGCACUUCAUGCAGGAGCACACCUGCUACGAUGCCAUGGCAACCAGCUCCAAGAUAGUCAUCUUCGACACCAUGCUGCAGAUCAAGAAGGCCUUCUUUGCCCUGGUGGCCAAUGGCGUCCGGGCGGCACCUCUGUGGGACAGCAAGAAGCAGAGCUUUGUGGGGAUGCUGACCAUCACAGACUUCAUCUUGGUGCUGCACCGCUAUUACAGGUCCCCCCUGGUCCAGAUCUAUGAGAUUGAAGAACAUAAGAUUGAGACCUGGAGGGAGAUCUACCUUCAAGGCUCCUUCAAGCCUCUGGUCUCCAUCUCUCCCAGUGACAGCCUGUUCGAAGCCAUCUAUACCCUCAUCAAGAACCGGAUCCACCGCCUGCCGGUCCUGGACCCAGUCUCAGGCACUGUGCUCCACAUCCUCACACACAAGCGGCUGCUCAAGUUCCUGCACAUCUUUGGCACCCUGCUGCCCGGGCCCUCCUUCCUCUCCUGCACCAUCCAAGAUGUGGGCAUCGGCACGUUCCGAGACUUGGCCAUGGUGCUAGAAACGGCACCCAUCCUGACCGCACUGGACAUCUUUGUGGACCGGCGCGUGUCUGCACUGCCUGUGGUCAACGAAGCUGGACAGGUCGUGGGCCUCUACUCCCGCUUUGAUGUGAUUCACCUGGCAGCCCAACAAACAUACAACCACCUGGAUGUGAGUGUGGGAGAAGCACUGAGGCAGAGGACACUGUGUCUGGAGAAAGUCGUUUCCUGCCAGCCCCACGAGACCUUGGGGGAAGUCAUCGACCGGAUUGUCCAGGAGCAGGUGCACCGGCUGGUGCUCGUGGAUGAGACCCAGCACCUCCUGGGUGUGGUGUCCCUCUCCGACAUCCUUCAGGCUCUGGUGCUGAGCCCUGCUGGCAUCGAUGCCCUCGGGGCAUGAGAACAUCAGAGUCUUCACUCUUAGGCCACCUUCCACACCCGGAAGCCAGCGAAGGGAGCCGGGGACUCAGCCUUCAUCUCCCCCCACCCCCCAUUUGCUGGUUCGGCUCUUGUUCAGGUAGGCUCUGCCCUGGGCCAUUGACCUCAGCUCCAGCCCCUCAGUCUCCCUGGGCACCCAGAUCUCAGAUUGGGGCCCCCUUGUGGAUGGAAGUGGCCCAGUUCAGAGCUGAGCAGCCUCGUGAAAACUACAAGUGUCAGGACUCACUGCGGGGCCACUGCUUUGUCCCAUUCUCAGCUGAGGUGAUGGAGGCCCUCAUAGGAGGGGUGGACAGGGGCUGGAGUAAAGGCAAGACAGUGAUGUGACUUCAGGGGCUCCCAGGAGAUUGACCUGCCCUUUCACAAGUCAAUUCCCACCUGCUUGGACUUCCACUGGAAGGAAGCCAGUUACUAAACCUGGAUUGAAUGGAAUUUCCACACUCG
Lipotes vexillifer (Yangtze River dolphin) is the source of this 2029-nucleotide messenger RNA. RefSeq names its product protein kinase AMP-activated non-catalytic subunit gamma 3 (gene PRKAG3). Gene Ontology annotation, cellular component: cytoplasm; nucleotide-activated protein kinase complex; nucleus. The transcript is spliced from 13 exons. Gene Ontology annotation, biological process: regulation of catalytic activity; protein phosphorylation. Lineage: Eukaryota; Metazoa; Chordata; Mammalia; Artiodactyla; Lipotidae. The record is from RefSeq and is a predicted model, not a curated record. Gene Ontology annotation, molecular function: AMP binding; protein kinase regulator activity; protein kinase binding. Bases 156 to 1550 code for a protein of 464 amino acids.